AUGGCGCACCUCCUGAAGAAACCCCUAAAGCUCGCUCUCGUGCAGCUCGCAACAGGCGCCGACAAACCCGCCAACCUUGCCCGCGCCCGCUCCCGCGUCCUCGAAGCCUCCAAAGCUGGAGCCUCUCUGAUCGUCCUUCCAGAAUGCUUCAACUCCCCCUACGGCUGCCAGUACUUCCCCUCUUACGCGGAGACUCUCCAACCCUCCCCUCCCACCAAAGAGCAAUCCCCGAGCUUCCAUGCUCUCUCCGAGCUAGCCGUCGAGAGUAAGAGCUACCUGCUCGGUGGCAGUAUACCUGAAUAUGUGGAGACUACGAAGAAAUACCACAAUACUUCCCUGCUCUUCUCGCCCGAGGGAGACCUACUAGCCACGCACCGAAAGGUGCAUCUGUUCGACAUCGACAUCCCCGGCAAAAUCACCUUCAGAGAAUCAGACGUCCUCUCCCCCGGAAACAAAUUGACCCUCGUCGACAUCCCACCCUAUGGCAAAAUCGCCCUCGCAAUCUGCUACGACAUCCGCUUCCCCGAACUCGCCACCAUCGCCGCGCGCAAGGGCUGUUUCCUGCUCUUGUACCCCGGCGCUUUCAACCUGACGACCGGGGCGCUGCAUUGGGAGUUACAGGCGCGGGCGAGGGCGGUGGACAACCAGGUGUAUGUGGGCUUGUGCAGUCCGGCGAGGGAUAUGGAGGCGAGUUAUCAUGCUUGGGGACAUAGCAUGGUGGUGGAUCCGAAUGCGAGCGUGAUGUGUGAGGCGGGAGAGAAGGAGGAGAUUGUGUAUGCGGAGUUGACUGGGGAAAAGAUUGAGGAGACGAGGAAGGGGAUACCGGUUUAUACGCAGAGGAGGUUCGAUGUGUAUCCGGAUGUUAGUGAGGGGAGGAUCAAAUUUGAUGAGUGA
Molecule: messenger RNA, 894 nt
Organism: Letharia columbiana
Lineage: Eukaryota; Fungi; Ascomycota; Lecanoromycetes; Lecanorales; Parmeliaceae
Exons: 2
Coding region: 1-894 (297 amino acids)
Biological process (GO): oxaloacetate metabolic process; L-glutamine metabolic process
Cellular component (GO): mitochondrion
Molecular function (GO): omega-amidase activity
Source: RefSeq, a predicted model, not a curated record